AUGGAUCUCUGUGAAACUAGUGAUAUCAAAUGGAAUGAUCCUGAUAACAUAUAUAUUGGUCUGAAUAGUGAUUUUAGUUUGGCAACUGAUAGUAUUAGCGAGACAUCUACAAUGCCUGUG
Messenger RNA from Dentiscutata erythropus, 120 nucleotides. The record is from the annotation of a GenBank genome assembly. NCBI's taxonomy places the organism in Eukaryota, Fungi, Glomeromycota, Glomeromycetes, Diversisporales, Gigasporaceae.